AUGCACGCGCUGGACAGGCGCCCGCUGCGCUCCCCUGGGUCUGACGAUCCUUCCCAACUCCGGGAUUGUUCCCCUGGCCUAGGCAGCCACCGGGACAGAUUUCCACUGCUCCAGCUCCCCCGUGCCGGGUACAAGGACCUCCGGGGAUUUGAAUGCAAACAAAGCGGCGGCGCUGGGAGCGUGGCGAAGCCCGGCCUGCGAACGCCCCCUGUCGGCCCAGAACCCCAGCGCGGGAAGGUGGUGGUGGGGGGUUGGGGUUGCCUUCGACCUCGACAGUCCCCCUACUACAUCCCCAGCCUCCAGCUGCCCCUGGCCCCGCCAGCCGGGGACGACGGCAGCGCGGAACAAGGCAGCCGAGCUCCGGACAGGGGCCUGGCUUUCCGAGCCAGCCCUCCUCCCCAGCGCGGAAUGGGCGGGCGGGGGGCCGCAGGGGUGGGGGAUCUGGAGCAGUUCGGGAGCCUGGCGAGGAUCCCGGCCGCGCGCCGGACAGCACGAGGGUCCCCUACUCCCCUUAGCCCCACUCUUCCAGAAGGGCCCGCCCCUCCGGCUCCUGAGGCUGCCGGCGCUGCUCGCCCCGCACCCGAGCACCCUGGAGGCAGCCUGGGGGCGCAGGAAGGAUCUCGGGGAGACAGCUGUCGCCGCCGCCGCCCCUCCCUGAGCCCCUCGCUGUGCCUCGCGCGCGCAGCAGCCCAUGUAGAGCAGGGGGACAAAGCGGCGGCUCCGAGGCCCCGCAGCUGCCCGGCGCAAGCCCGGCCUCACUCACCUCUUCCACGCAGCUCGAAUCCCUGGGCGCCGCCCUCGCCUUCGGCUCCGACCGCAGUCUGCCCCCUACCCCCGCGCCGCGCCCGCUCGCGCGCGCCCGCCAGCCCGCCUCCGCUGCCCCUUUGCCAACGCCCCUCUGUCCCGGUUAGGCUCCGCACCCCUGGGUUCCGGCUCCGCGCUCCACCGGGCGCCGGCUCUUUCUCAGCCGCUGCCGCCGCUCUCCGCCCCCUCCCCCCUGACGUCAGGCGGGGUGGGGGGGUCCGAGUGGAGGCCGGGGGCGGGACGCGAAGGCCAGCCCGGGGGACCGGGACGGGGACGGAGGGGGGGCGGGCUGCGACCGGCCACGACCCGCGGGGCCCGCCCUCUCUACGGCGGGUGUCUGAGACCCCCGCCCCUCCAGGUGCCCUGUCGCCCUGA
Molecule: messenger RNA, 1179 nt
Organism: Castor canadensis (American beaver)
Lineage: Eukaryota; Metazoa; Chordata; Mammalia; Rodentia; Castoridae
Source: RefSeq, a predicted model, not a curated record